AUGACCUUGCGCAAGGCUCGACAGAAUCCCCGCUCCUCCGCAAACAACACUCAACCCGCACAGUACGAACCAGACCUACAAGCUCUUCAAGGAAGCCAAUCGCUAGAAAUGUCUGCCGACGCUCCGACUAUUCCUUCGCCGCCCGCCAGAUCCAACGAGGACCUUAACAUUACCGUUGUCCGCCGGUACAACCCUUCGAUAUCCACGAUUCUAUCACUAGCUCCGUUCGCAGUUAUAUACAUCUUCAGCGCAACAACGCAAUCAUGGGAAAAAGCCGGAAUCGAGGGAACGUUGUUCGUAUGCCAGCUCACAAAGGGCGACCUGGGCGAGGAGAGAUAUAGCGUCAUGGUGCUCAAUAGACGUGGAAUGGACAACUUUGAAGCUAGGCUAAUAAGCGGCGACGACGUUGAAAUCACUGACCAAUACGUUAUUUUGAAAGUGGAUGGGUUCGAAAAAGGCCGCGAAGGCGCUAUCCGCUCAGCAGAUGGACGCACCUCGAUGAUAUAUGGCGUAUGGAUCUUCUCCGAACCAGCACCGAGUUCGACAGCCGAGAUGAGAACGAUAAACGCAGAGAUGAUCAAAGAGUGUGCUGUGCACGGCGGGGAAAGCAGAAAGCUUGCGGAAGAGAGACUGGCAGCUGAACGCAGCCAGAGUGCACAUGUUCAAGAAGCCCCCGGUGCCAUACCCAUGAACCGCCAGGUCUCGUUGAAGGAGCUAUUCGGUCAACAAAGGGCACAGGAUGACGCGUGGAGUGUCAAAGUCCAUAGUCCUUUGAAUGAGUCCGGCCCUCACGCUCCGGUGCAACAGGUUGCGAAUCAACCUAGCGGUUGGCCCGCACCUCAGGGAGCACAUCCCCCAAGCAACAAUGACGUGCUGGGUGCGCUAUUCCGCAAAGCAAAUCUGGGAUACCAGGGAUACUCUUAG
This is a messenger RNA of Uncinocarpus reesii 1704, 924 nucleotides long. RefSeq lists its product as uncharacterized. The record is from RefSeq and is a predicted model, not a curated record. Gene Ontology annotation, cellular component: P-body. Lineage: Eukaryota; Fungi; Ascomycota; Eurotiomycetes; Onygenales; Onygenaceae. The transcript has a single exon. Gene Ontology annotation, biological process: deadenylation-independent decapping of nuclear-transcribed mRNA; positive regulation of catalytic activity; deadenylation-dependent decapping of nuclear-transcribed mRNA. Bases 1 to 924 code for a protein of 307 amino acids. Gene Ontology annotation, molecular function: mRNA binding; enzyme activator activity.